Molecule: messenger RNA, 1378 nt
Organism: Trifolium pratense (red clover)
Lineage: Eukaryota; Viridiplantae; Streptophyta; Magnoliopsida; Fabales; Fabaceae
Product: F-box protein PP2-A12-like
Exons: 3
Coding region: 98-1060 (320 amino acids)
Molecular function (GO): protein binding
Source: RefSeq, a predicted model, not a curated record
GAUAGAUUCAUAGUACGUACAGCUGAGUUGGCUUGUUGUCGGGAACAGAAAACAAACAAAAGUAACGGACACCACCAAACAUUACUGUUACGCGUUUAUGUACAAUUUUCAUUUCAUCUCUUCUCUUUUUUAUGAAACCCUUUUCACUUUUCCCUUUCCAUCAUUCAACAAUCUCAAUUUCAAUCCCAGUUUCAAUUUCAUGGGUCUUCGAUUCUCUUCCUUUCUAUCAAACUCAACCGUUUCUUCCGGUCCCACUCUCGGUGAGUUACCGGAAAGUUGCGUCGCUUCCAUCAUCGCUUACAUGGAUCCUCCUCAGAUCUGUCAACUUGCUACCUUGAAUCGUGCUUUUCGUGCUGCUUCUUCUGCUGAUUUUGUUUGGGAAUCUAAAUUGCCACCCAAUUAUCUUCUUCUUCUCGCCAAAAUUUUUCAAGAUUUUCCGAUCAAUUUGGGUAAACGUGAUAUUUAUACAUCUCUUUGUCGUCUCAAUUCUCUCGAUGGUGGCACCAAGAAAGUUUGGGUUGAUAAAGGCACGGGUAAGCUUUGUUUGGCUAUAUCAUCCAGCAAGGGACUGUCAAUAACUGGGGUUGAUGAUAGGAGAUAUUGGAAUUAUAUCAUCACUGAAGAAUCUCGGUUCAGUACUGUUGCAUACCUUCAGCAUACCUGGUGGUUUGAAGUGGACGGGGAAAUUGACUUCCCAUUUCCAGCUGGGACAUAUAGCUUAUUCUUCAGAAUACAUCUAGGGCGAGCCUACAAGAGGUUUGGACGUCGGGUCUGCAAUACUGAACAUGUUCAUGGGUGGGACAAAAAGCCUGUGCAAUUCCAACUUUGGACUUCAGAUGGGCAAUACGUUGCCUCCCAAUGUUUUCUGAAAGAACCUGGCAAUUGGACUUUUUACCAUGCAGGUGAUUUCACGGUUGAGGAUGGACAUUCAUCAACCAAAGUCAAGUUCUCUAUGACUCAAAUUGAUUGCACACACACUAAAGGCGGUCUGUGUUUGGAUUCUGCUUUUAUUUACCCAAGCGAAUUCAAAAAGAGCAAGGCGUUUUUGAACUGCUCCUAACCAUUUCAGGUAGAAAGGAAAUGUAAAUCUUGUCUGUCUAGUAUGUAUAGAACAUAGGGCGGUUUCAGGAUGAUUAGAGAAUCGAGUUUUUAUAUGAUUCUUUAGGAUUAGAAAUUUGUUAGAGCUAGGAGGGAAUUGGGCAAUUUGAUUAAUUUCUUCUGUUAAUUAGAAUGGGUUGUUCUAUCAUGCUUUUGUAUGGUAUAUUUGACUAUUGAGAAGGUUCUAUGCUGCGGAAGAUUGAAUGUAUGCGCUCAUUUUGAUAACAUUGAAACUCAAACCUGUGGAAGAUUUUGAUGUAUACAUUCAUUUUUAUUAGAA